Cylindrotheca closterium is the source of this 1344-nucleotide messenger RNA. Lineage: Eukaryota; Bacillariophyta; Bacillariophyceae; Bacillariales; Bacillariaceae. The record is from the annotation of a GenBank genome assembly.
AUGCGUGCUGGUCAUCUUCAGCGCCGACAAAACCAUGAGGGAAAUGAAAUGAAAGAGACUGAGGAGUUCCUUGCGGCUGAAAUGAACAAGCUUUCCGCCCAGGAACGAGCUAAGGUUCUAGAUGAUUUACACUGUGUUGGAGAAGAGCUUCAGGAGACACCUGAGAUGAUUCAGCAGUCGCUGUCAGAAUUUGAUUACUUGGUACAGAAUUGCGACGAUCGAAUUUAUUCCAUUGCUGUGAAUCAGAACCGAGCCUAUGUGGAAGAUUCAGAGUUUCGAUUGAAAUUUCUCAGGGCAAAUAUGUACGAUACAAGAAAAUCUGUUCAUCAGAUGAUGAGUUUCUUGAAUCAGAAGGCACUCUAUUUUGGAGAGGACAAGGUGGCGCAUGACAUCGCGGCUAGUGAUCUAAACGAGGACGAGGUUGAGUUGAUGCGGUCUGGUUUUUUUCAGAUUCAGGAUGGGCGAGAUCGCAAUGGCAGAGUGAUGGUGUAUCACUCUGUUACUAGGAUUCCCAGCCAAUGCACGAUUGAGAAGAUGGUCCGCGUUAUGUACCAUCUCUUUUACAAUAUUUUAACUUCGAUACAAGAAGCACAAAAGAAGGGAAUCAUAAUGAUAUACUACGAUGAGUCGAAAGGAAGGGACAAUUCAAAACCGCCUGGAUUCAACUUCUUGUCGACGUCCCACCACUUUGGUAAUUCCCUUCCAAUUCAUAUAUCCGCAUUGCACCUAUGUCUUCAUUCAUCUCCAGGGAGUUUGGCUCUGCACAACCGUCUUUUAAAGUUCCUUCUGAAAGCUCUGCCGCAAAGUACGAGGACAAGAGCUCGCCUUCACUAUGGCAGCGACUUAGAAAGACAAUAUAAACUUCAAGGCUACGGCAUUCCACUUGAUACCUUUCCUGUUGACAGCGGUGGCAACAUCCGUGUUGAGAUACAAAAUGCUUGGUGCAAGGGUUAUAUGGACGAAGGCUCGACAAUCGGGCAACAAGGGGGUCACAAGAACGCUACCAUAACACUAAUCUUUGGGGGGAUCUGGCAGACCGAUAUCUUGUUUGGGCGAGGACGAUUGGUUCAGUACCAUCACGGAAAUGUUCGAUUCCGAGAGUUUUUGGACGAACACAUUGAAGAAUACGAAAAUCUCCCUCGGAACCAAAGACGGAAGGCUAGUGUUGGCUAUACCCGAGAGCUUGUUUCAAACGGGAAUCGCUUUUUGAAGGAAAACGGGAAUGAUGGAUGGAUUGUGUGUGACUUUGAAGAAGCUGUGGGCAAAGUCCUUCAGUUCUAUCGCACCAGUCGUCGGAACAGGAAAUACAUGAGUUCUGGGACAGAAGCUGGCUAUAUCGGCUAA